UGUCAAAAUUUUAAUCCACUCUAUUUAAAAAUACUAGGCUGCCCUUUUAGAUCAUUCUACCACUGAAUCGCCUGUGCUAAACUAUUACAUCACCUUUGUUAGGAGAAAGCAGCGAUAUCGUUUUUCAAGUUUGUUUUGAGUUAUAAUUUAGCAGGAGUUAUCAGAUACUAGUUACAGCGUUUAUCUAUAUUUCAGCCCCCUCAUCUCUCAUGGAGAGACCCACUCAUAAUAUUUUCAUAUAGUAGCCAGUGAGGAAUGAGCAGACACCCCAAGAGUUUUGAGGUUGAGGAAAAUGAAGAUGCUCAGUCAGUCUAAUUUAAUUUGGAUUUAUAUUGGAUGCGUAAUGAUCAGUGUAAAAAAAUCUGUGCCUGUUUUAGCUUAUCAUUGGCACCUACAACCUUUUUUCCACAGACCGGUACCCUUAGAAAGAACGCUGGUCGUAUGUCGAAUUCUGGCUGUGAUGCUUUGUAUAGCUUCCUGCCCCUGUUCAAUCCUUACAACUCUUCCUGAAGAGUAGGUGUUAGUAUGAUUCCCAUUCUUCAGAUGACGUUCAAAGAGGUCAGGAGACUGACCAGCAAUUGGGGGUGGGGCAGAACCAUUUUGAAGUCUGGCAGGCCUGCCGCCCCUCUUCUCGUCAGGGUGUAACCCCGAGCUGGGUUCAAACAGUGCAGAGGGCAGUGUGGUGGGGCACCGGCUGGGCUUCACUCUGCCAGGCUCUGCUACCGGGCAGCUGUGUGACCUUGGACAUUCGGACUGCCGUGGCAGCCUCGCUAGAGAAGAUCCGCCCAAUCACCAACCAGAUGAUCCGUGAAGACCUGCGACCCACGUGCUGCAGGGCCCACGUUGUGACAGUCUCUCAACCCCAGGGAGCUGGAGAAAGUCAGCUCAGGCCCUGGGAACUGUGACUACCACGCCCUCCUUCACUCACUGUGUGUUAACUUACCCAGCCGGCCUGUUUCAGUCUGUUUGCUUUUCGAGGUGCAAAACGUACACCACCGAGCCUGCCCCUGCGGCACCUAGGUUUUUCCACACCGCCCCCAAAAUCCACUGUGUGCGAACUGGGGAAGGAGCCUGGAUGCUUAUUGCCCAUCACGUCCCACUCUACAUCCGUGGCUCGCUGAGACCCGCCCUCGGGUAGCGUUCAAAGUGGGGUUCCUACAGACGCUGCAGAUCCAAGGCCGGUUUUCUUCUGAAUUCUGGUCUUGGUGUCCGGAGCGUGGGUGGAGGCGGAGAAAAGGUGUGCAGGAGCGAGCCAGGGCCAACACACGCAGGCCCACAGGCCCGCUCGCCCUCCCUCCUGCGCAACCUGCCGCGCCGGCCUCCGCGCAGAAAGCCGAGCUGCAGCGGCUGCCGCGGGCUAGGGCAAGGGCUGCGGCCCCGGGGUCAUCGCACGUCCGUCCCUCGCCCCCACCUCCUGCCCUCGGGCUGCGGGCGAAUCCCCGCCCUCUCCCAAGCCCCGCCGUCCGCCUGCAGGUGAAGCCACCCAGGCCGCUGAGUAGGUGCGUGGGGAUGAUCUCACUCGCCCGCUCCGCGCCUGGAGGAGGAGGAGCGGGAGCAAAUCCAACUUCCGGGUAGUGAAGCCGCACGCCAUCGGCAUCUUGCUUUUUCUUCCCCCUCCCCCCGUGGUAGCCCUUGCCUCUCCCCUCCUUUCCUUUUAUUCGCGACCCAACCUGCCAAAAUGAACAGCUCGGACGAGGAGAAGCAGUUGCAGCUCAUCACCAGUCUGAAGGAGCAAGCAAUCGGCGAAUAUGAAGACCUUAGAGCAGAGAACCAGAAAACAAAGGAGAAGUGUGACAAAAUUAGGCAAGAACGAGAUGAAGCUGUUAGAAAACUGGAGGAAUUUCAGAAAAUUUCUCACAUGGUUAUAGAGGAAGUUAAUUUUAUGCAGAACCAUCUUGAAAUAGAGAAGACUUGUCGAGAAAGUGCUGAAGCCUUGGCAACAAAGCUAAAUAAAGAAAAUAAGACUUUGAAAAGGAUCAGCAUGUUGUACAUGGCCAAGCUGGGACCGGAUGUCAUAACUGAAGAAAUCAACAUCGAUGACGAGGAUCCGGCUACAGAGCCCGACGGGGCUGCUGAGAGUUGUGUCUCCGUGCAGUGUCAGAAGCAAAUCAAAGAACUUCGAGAUCAAAUCGUAUCUGUUCAGGAGGAAAAGAAGAUAUUAGCCAUUGAAUUGGAAAAUCUGAAAAGCAAACUUGUAGAAGUCAUUGAAGAAGUUAAUAAAGUCAAGCAGGAAAAAGAUGUUUUAAAUUCAGAAGUCCUUGAACAGAGAAAAGUCUUAGAAAAAUGCAAUAGAGUGUCCAUGCUAGCAGUAGAAGAGUAUGAGGAAAUGCAGGUAAACUUGGAACUGGAGAAGGACCUUCGAAAGAAAGCCGAAUCCUUUGCACAAGAGAUGUUCAUUGAGCAAAACAAGCUAAAGCGACAAAGCCACCUCCUGCUACAGAGCUCUGCUCCUGACCAGCAGCUUCUGAAAGCUUUAGAGGAAAAUGCAAAACUCACCGAGCAACUCGAGGAAGAGAGAAUUCAGCAUCAACAAAAGGUCAAAGAAUUGAAAGAGCAACUAGAAAAUGAAACACUCCACAAAGAGAUGCACAACCUCAAACAGCAACUGGAACUUCUAGAAGAAGAUAAGAAAGAAUUGGAAUUGAAAUACCAGAAUUCAGAGGAGAAAGCCAGAAAUUUAAAGCAUUCCGUUGAUGAACUCCAGAAACGGGUGAACCAGUCCGAGAAUUCCGUCCCUCCGCCGCCACCACCACCACCACCCCUGCCGCCGCCGCCUCCCAACCCUAUCCGAUCCCUCAUGUCCAUGAUCCGGAAGCGAUCUCACCCCAGCGGCAGUGGUGGUAAGAAAGAAAAGGCAGCUCAACCAGAAACAGCUGAAGAAGUCACAGAUCUGAAGAGACAAGCAGUUGAAGAGAUGAUGGAUAGAAUUAAAAAGGGAGUUCAUCUUAGACCAGUUAAUCAGACAGCUAGACCGAAGGCAAAGCCAGAAUCUUCAAAAGGCUCUGACAGUGCAGUGAAUGAAUUAAAAGGAAUACUGGGGACACUUAACAAAUCCACUAGCUCAAGAAGCUUAAAAUCCCUUGACACUGAAAACAGUGAAACUGAGUUAGAAAGGAUUUUGCGUCGCAGGAAGGUGACAGCAGAAGCAGAUAGCAGUAGUCCAACCGGGAUAUUAGCCACCUCAGAGUCCAAAUCCAUGCCAGUGUUGGGUUCUGUAUCCAGUGUAACAAAAACAGCCUUGAACAAGAAAACUCUGGAGGCAGAAUUCAACAGCCCGUCCCCCCCAACACCUGAGCCAGGUGAAGGGUCGUGUAAAUUGGAAGGAUGCACACGUUCCAAGGUUACAUUUCAGCCUCCCAGUAACACUGGAUGGAGGAGACGGUACGUUGGCAGUGAAAAGCACGCUGAACCAGUUGUAGUUUUAGACCCUGUUUCAACACAUGAAUCCCAAACCAAAGACCAGGUUGCUGACAAAGAUCCAGCUCAACACAAGGAUGAUGAAGGCAACAUUAAACCAGACUACAAAGAAGACAGUAUUGAAAAAAGAGACACAGACAGCUCCAACUGCUGAUCCGUAAGCCACAAGGCUGACGUGUAGAAUUCCUUGUCAGUAAGCACAGGAUUACUUUUGGUGUAUUGGCAAGGGCUGCAGACAUUCUGCUCUUGUCACUUGUAUUCAGAUUACAGGUUCUUUUCUGGUGUCACUUUUGUAAUAAGUAGUUCACCUAUAAACAUAAGUAAGCUGUUGAGCAAAAUACACAUUCGAUGUAGUGGUUUUUUUAUCUUUAUAGGAUAAGAUUUUUUUCUAAUUACUGUAUUAAGUGUGACUUCUUUUAGAAGGUUACAAAAAGUCAGAUGUUGAUGUCUUUUUAGGUCAUGUGCAUACCACUAUUCAAAUGUAAUGCUGAAAGUUUACAGUGCUGUGGGUAAUUGGAUAAACAGACCUGACCAACUUAAGGUGAUUUAAAAAGCCCCCAGAUAAGUUUUUUGUGUUUUUUUGUGG
Molecule: messenger RNA, 4003 nt
Organism: Rhinolophus ferrumequinum (greater horseshoe bat)
Lineage: Eukaryota; Metazoa; Chordata; Mammalia; Chiroptera; Rhinolophidae
Gene: SHTN1
Product: shootin 1
Exons: 17
Coding region: 1679-3571 (630 amino acids)
Source: RefSeq, a predicted model, not a curated record